Manis pentadactyla (Chinese pangolin) is the source of this 3159-nucleotide messenger RNA. It is a transcript of the gene RFTN2, whose product is annotated as raftlin family member 2. NCBI's taxonomy places the organism in Eukaryota, Metazoa, Chordata, Mammalia, Pholidota, Manidae. The coding region runs from base 505 to 2001 and encodes 498 amino acids. The record is from RefSeq and is a predicted model, not a curated record. The transcript is spliced from 9 exons.
AACGGGAAGAGGGAAAGGAGAAAACAGAAAAGAAAUCGCAUGCCACUAUGUCUGAAUACAUCCUCUACUGGUAGAUAAUUCCAUCCGAGUUGCCCUUUGCCUUUUAUUUCCGUUUUUGGACACGUCUUUUAUCAUCCAGCCAACUGGGACAGACAAAGCACUGCUGGUGCUCUGAGCGACAGAACUCUAGUAGGGGGCUGGCUGUAAAUCGACGUGGCGUGGAAAUCCUCCGCUGAGUUGUAGCAGCUUGCCUGUUUCCCGUAAGACCAAGCCCAGCCUCCUGGAGCUGGAGCUUUAUCACCAUGGGCUCAACUUUACAGAAAAAUGGAUAGAAAAAGUCUUCAGGUCCUUUCUUUGGACUCAAAUGUUUUCUUUUUGAGUAUCUAUGGCUUAGCUGAGAAAAUCAAAGUAGUUAAGUCUGUAACUUUCCUUUUGCAGCUUAAACAACAGAAUUUGCUGCUCUCCCUCCCCUAUCCUGCAAUUUAAUUCCUUACAGACUUUGCCAUGGGGUGCGGACUUAGAAAGCUAGAAGACCCUGAUGAUAGCAGCCCUGGAAAAAUAUUUUCUACCCUGAAGAGACCGCAAGUGGAAACAAAGACAGAAUUUGCUUACGAAUAUGUACUGCUGGAUUUUACUUUACAAGCAUCUCCAAACCCAGAAGUCAUCAAAAUAAAUUCAAUUCUAGAUAUAGUAACAAAUGUGGAAGACUACUACCUUAAAGGAUAUAGUAUUGGAGCUAUUCAUCCUGUCAUACAAUCUGCAGGGCAGCGAAAACCCCUGCCUGCAAGUUAUUUAUACAGGGCAGUGCUGUCGCGCUUGAAAGUAAGCCCGAAGCACUCAGCAGCACCCAGUGGACAAAGACGCCCAAGGCUUGUGAUUGAAGAAUGUCCUCUAACUUAUGAGACACAAACAAAUGACAUAGCAAAAGAACUGAUAGAAAAGAUUAAUGUAGCUGCUAAAAGAGGAAUGAAAUUUGUUGGAUUCAUAUCGCAGCAAUAUCCACCACUUAAAUUCUGCAAUGGAGCCAACCAUGAUGGAGAUACAGAAUCAACAGCUCCCGUGAGACACAGUUCAGAUGAAAGCUGUAGAAGCUGGCAUGAAGAAACAGUAAGUGGGCCAUCAUCUGAAAGUGGCAUUGAGGAAGAGCUUCAUCAUGAUAGUGCAAAGUGUCAAACGGAGCGAGCUGGCAGCCCCAGGUCCUCGAAAUCAAGAAAGGGAGAAGAUAUUAAGUUGUACAUAUUCUUCAAUGUCUUCGAUGAUGAAUCAACCUGUUGGUCCUAUCAGGAAGGCAUCCUGUCAAUGAAAGUAACAAGAAAAGGAGCUGUCAUUAGUACUCUUGAUGCUGAUUGGCUGGAGUUAACUACAUUUUAUUAUAAACAAGGCCUGUCUUUAAUUGAUUCUUUUGUAUGCUGGGAAACAUCUAAAGGGGACCAUUUGCCUAAAUCUUUGGAAGGAUUCUUUAUCUAUGAAGAAGAAGGUUCUGGAGUUCCAGGUUCCAGUAGGAAAGGAAAUGAUGCCAUUGUAGUAGAACAAUGGACUGUUAUUGAGGGCUGUGAAAUCAGAACGGAUUAUGGACCUCUGCUGCACACUCUGGCUGAGUUCGGAUGGCUCCUGACAAGCGUGUUGCCUACACCUGUACUGAGACAUGACAGUGAAGGAAAUUUGACUACAAAGCAAGUUGUGUUUCUUCAGAGACCAGUUAUGUGGAAUUCAGUUCCUCAAACACCAAAAAGGAAAGCCAGCCAGCAUAUAAAAGGUGAAGACAGGAACAAAGUCACCAGUAGGAGCGUUGGACUGGACACGGCCACGUCACAACCUACGGAGAGCAGGCACUCAGAGGAGUGCCUGCUCUCUCCUUCCAGAGAAUGCUGGGCGAAGGAGAGGAGGCCAGCACAGUACAGCAGCUUCUCUGGGCUCAGCAGCAGUGACAGCGUCCUACGGGAAUUAGACGAUGGACAGUUUGAUCAGGAAGAUGGAGUAACUCAGGUCACUUGUAUGUGAGCAGUGAGGUAAAGCAAUGGAAGGCCCUGUAAAUAAUGAUUAAAAUAAUUGCCAGCUGACUUGACUGUAUUACUUUCUCUGCAUUUAUGUAAUACUUUUAUUUUUUCCAGACUCAGACUUCCUCUAAUCUUCAUAAACUUGGCUCAAUCUCCCAAAUGAGGUAGAAUAACCAACAUAUUUGUAAAUUCAGAAUCAUGUUUACACUUCUCUUAACUAAAACAUCUGUUUAAACAGAUGUCUCAUUAGAUAAUCUACUUCAGUUUCUCAUGAUUGUGUAAGGUAUACUUUGCCUACAAUUUCUGGUAAGAAGACUUACCAGUAUUUUACCUAAUUAGAAAGUUCUUGGGAGAUGAGAGUCUUACUAGGCUAAAAAAUAACCUCUCUCUCUCUCUGUAACACACACACACACACACACACACACACACACGUAAAGGCUAAUUAAUGAAAUACCUAUUUUCUGAAUAUAACAGUCCAAAUUUUGUCUUAACUAUGGCAUGUAUAUACAAAGCAAGCCCCUAUUUGUUAAAAUACUCCCAUAAAAAAAAUCCUUUUUGAAUGUCUUUGCUUUUAAAGAGUCACCAUGUUACCAGCCCUGUACUGAUCACUGACCUUAAACUUUGUUUCUUCUCAUAGCCUAGAAGUAGAGUGAAGCAUCAGCCCUUCAAAUUCACUACAAAAAGAACCCACCAUCUUAAUGUUUUAAAACCUUAGUAGACAGAAAGAAUUAUUUCCUUUAAAUUGCAAAUAGUAUGAAAAGGGAAAACAACUUUAGAUGGAACCUGGUCUUUCACAUCUGUCUAGACUGGGAUUAUGCUUCUGUUUUGAUUGCUAAAUCAUGAAGGAUGCGGAAACACAGAAUCAUCAGUCCAGGUGCUCAGUGUAAGCAAGGUGUAUGGUGACCUUUCUUUUUCAUCUCUGCUUUGCUUGCUCUGCUAAUAGAGAUGCCUUUGCCUUGCUCAGCCUCUGACAGGAAAAGGUUAAGAUUCUACAAAAUAAAGGAUUUUCAUUUAUCUAUGAAAGGCUUAUACUUUGAAAUGUGGGAACCUUCAAGUGAAUUACAACUGACUUUGCCAUUGAUGCGUUCCACCUAUUAUAUAUUUUUAUUAGCAUUGGUGUGUACAUUAUAAAAUCAUUUAAAUAAUAAAAUAUCAUUUCUUA